Molecule: messenger RNA, 1254 nt
Organism: Ceraceosorus bombacis
Lineage: Eukaryota; Fungi; Basidiomycota; Exobasidiomycetes; Ceraceosorales; Ceraceosoraceae
Source: the annotation of a GenBank genome assembly
AUGGCUUCAUCCAGUAGCGCCUCCCCUUCAGGUUGGCUGCCCACCUUUACUAGCCUCGACUAUGCCAAGUUCUUCUCUGCCGGCGCUUUGUGCGCUACCGCUACCCACGGCGCCAUGACGCCCGUGGAUGUGGUCAAAACUCGAAGUACGUUGCCCAGCCCAUUUGUGGUGCUGGAAGAUGGCAGUUGAGCUGCGCUGGUGGUUGUGCGUGUUGCUCAUAUCACUGACGUUGAUUACGCCCACUGUACCGUAGUCCAACUGGAGCCAAAGGGAUCCAAAUUGAAUGGCAUGGCCACCAUGACUAGGCACAUCAUCGCUAGCGAAGGCCCAUCUGGCCUGCUUGCCGGCUUCGGCCCCACAGCAGUGGGCUACCUCAUCCGUGAGUUACGAGCGUCGGCAGACUAGACCUGCAGCAUUACGUCGCCAGUCUCCAGUAACAUGUGCUGAUGUGCGUCCCCUUGUGCGUUUCUCAAGAGGGAGGAGCAAAGUUUGCCGGUUUCGAGUUUUUCAAGCUGCAAGGAGCUAAGCUGGCGGGUAGCAGAGAAGCGGCAGAACAAUACCGCACAGCGAUUUAUGUUGGAGGAUCCAGCGCUGCGGAGCUCAUCGCCACUACGCUACUGACUCCCUUGGAAGCGGCUCGUAUUCGUCUGGUCUCUACUAGAGGAUACGCCAGCGGCUUGGUUGGCGCUGUUGGGCGCAUGGCCAAGGAAGGAGGCCUGAGAGAAUUCUACGCUGGUUAUGCUCCCAUCCUCUGCAAGCAAAUCCCCUACGCCAUAGGUCAAGUGAGCGACUUCCACCCUUUGGGUAGUGCAGUGAUGCUUGUGACUGGACACUGAGGGCUCUUUCUUCCCCCGCAAUCUCACCUCACUACCACAGUUCACCACCAUGGAGACCCUUUCGGACCUGCAGAUUACAAAAGAUCUCAAAGCCAAGGGUCACGCAGCCGAAGUGGCCGUUGAUCUGGGUAAUGGUGUGCUAGCAGGUUUCGCAGCUGCAAUCCUCUCUCAUCCCGCCGACACUCUUCUUUCGAAGAUCAACCGAGGAGGCGGAGGAUCAGGUUCAGCAAUGAGCAAGCUGAUCGUGCUUGCCAAGGAGACUGGACCCGUCGGUAUCUGGGCAGGUUUGGGUACAAGAAUGCUCAUGACCGGUUUCCUGAUCGCCGGUCAAUUUGCCCUCUACGCUCAAAUCAAAAAGGCCGUCGGCGCUCCUCCUGGCAUCGCCAUCGCCAAGGCCAAGGAUAGCUCCAAAGCUUGA